This is a messenger RNA of Phytophthora infestans T30-4, 1241 nucleotides long. RefSeq lists its product as uncharacterized. The transcript is spliced from 2 exons. NCBI's taxonomy places the organism in Eukaryota, Oomycota, Peronosporomycetes, Peronosporales, Peronosporaceae. Bases 15 to 1115 code for a protein of 366 amino acids. The record is from RefSeq and is a predicted model, not a curated record.
UGCAAAACGUGACAAUGCCGCGCCCAGUGGCGUCGCCGCCUCCUCUCGCCAAUCUCCACGAGGGCGACUGGCUAGAUGUCAUGGACCACGACGGCAUCUGGAGCGUUGCCCGCGUCCUGCACGUCCCGUCGCCCGAAGAGCUGGAGAUAACGUACGACGGAUGGCCCUCCGACUAUGACGAAGUCGUGGAAGUGGACAGCAACCGUGUGGCGCCGUAUCACACAUUCACAUGGGCCGCCAAGUGCUGGAUCAGACACUUAAACUGGCCCAUGUGGCCAGGACUGGCCACUAUUCGCUCCCCUGGAUCCGAGGCAGGUAUGAAGAACUUAAAUAAGGAGAACCGCCUUCAGGUGGACUUUAUGGACAGCAGCAGCUUUGUCAAAAGAGCGCGCUGUUGGCUGCUAAAGGGCCACGUCAAACCUUUCGACGAGAAGCACGACGAGAGACGGAAAAAGUCUAAUAGAAACCAGUUUGAACAAGCCUACGGGUUUAUACUGCAGUCUAGUGCGGACGAUGCUCUACCCAAGUUUGUCCCGAGAGGAACAGUGCCUCUAAAGUAUAAGGAGGCGGCGGUGGAGUCUGUGGAAACGAAGCGGAGAGAGAUGGGAGAUGAAGAAUGGUUUGCCAGGUUUGCGAAGAAUCAACAGCUUCACCAGCUGACGCACCAGUAUAUUACACUCGACGGUGAUGGAGAUGACACAGCAAGUGCUGAGUCGGUGAAUGAGGUAGAGCUGCAGCCAGAAAUUCCCGUAUUUAAACCAAAGCGGAAGGCGACAAAGCGAAAGGCAGCAAAGACGAAAAAGGAGAAGAUGACAACUUCAAAGCAUCAGACGACAGCAAGUGCGAGAAAGACAUCGCCAGCGGUGGAGGAAGAAAAUAUGUCAUUGAGUUCUAAGAGACCGAAACUGUCCACAUCAAUGGAACUAGAGGAAGACUUUGCUUCGAGUGAGGAGGACGACGCAACCGAGAAACCGAAGAGACCCAAGUUGUCUACACGGGUGGGGCAAAAGAAGGCAGAGCAAAAAGGUAAAAAGACCAAGCUAACAACAGCGGUGAAACGUGCAAGCGCGCUCCCUAUCAGCAGCAACAGACGGCUUCUAUGCGUAAAGAAGUAACGUGCAGGUCUGAAGCCAUACAACUGGAGACGAAUGGAAUUCUUCGUUUUGAUAACUGGAGAAAAACGGAAUACUUCGUUUCGAAUUCAAUACUGAAGAACAGAGGAGAGAAGUUCACACCAAAAA